UCACGCAAACUGUCACACGCACAGCGGUUUUAUGCUUUUCGGUAUCGGUUCACAAAACUUGUUAAUCAUUACGGUGGAAAUUUUCAAUAAGAAGGGCAAAGCAUUUUAAACUGUUGCCUUUUUUGUCAUAAAAAUUGUAAUCUUUAAAACAUUUUGUGAGAAUGGCUCGACGAUAUGAUUCCCGGACCACUAUUUUCUCCCCGGAAGGUCGAUUAUAUCAAGUGGAGUAUGCCAUGGAGGCUAUCUCCCAUGCCGGAACAUCUUUGGGAAUCCUUGCUAAAGACGGCAUACUCUUGGCCGCCGAACGGAGAAACACCAACAAACUUUUGGAUAGUGUCAUCUUCAGCGAAAAAAUCUACAAAUUGAAUGACGACAUGGUUUGUUCGGUUGCUGGAAUCACAUCCGACGCCAAUGUUCUUACCAAUCUUCUACGAGUCAUUGCCCAACGGUAUCAGCUAAACUACGGCGAAGCCAUGCCUUGCGAACAACUGGUGUCCCAUUUGUGCGACGUAAAGCAGGCUUAUACGCAAUACGGUGGUAAACGUCCAUUUGGAGUGUCAAUCCUGUAUAUGGGUUGGGACAAACACUACGGCUACCAGUUGUAUCAGUCGGAUCCCAGUGGCAAUUACGGUGGCUGGAAGGCUACCUGUAUUGGAAACAACUCAGCCGCGGCUGUUUCGGUGCUUAAACAAGAACUAGGGGAGAGUGAAAUUUCUCUGGUCCAAGCACAAGAUCUGGCGGUUAAGGUGCUAUCCAAAACCUUGGAUAUGACAAAAUUGACCUCUGAGAAAAUUGAAAUGGCCGUCUUGACUAGAGAAAACAACAAAACUGUUAUCAAAAUUCUUUCAAGCACUGAAGUGGAUGCAUUGAUUGCAAAGUACGAGAAGGCUGAGGCCGAAGCAGAGGCAGCCAAAAAAGAGAAGCUGGCUCAGAAAGCGGAUAAAUAGGCGAGCUGUGUAAGUUAACUUGAUUUAUAUUUUCUUUGUUUAACUAUCCGCAGCCUUAAGAAAGGCAUUAAAUAAUUCUAAACAAUUAAUAUCUCUUAAUAA
Messenger RNA from Uranotaenia lowii, 1049 nucleotides. RefSeq names its product proteasome subunit alpha type-4 (gene Prosalpha3). The record is from RefSeq and is a predicted model, not a curated record. Lineage: Eukaryota; Metazoa; Arthropoda; Insecta; Diptera; Culicidae. Gene Ontology annotation, cellular component: cytosol; proteasome core complex; nucleus. Bases 162 to 947 code for a protein of 261 amino acids. Gene Ontology annotation, biological process: ubiquitin-dependent protein catabolic process. The transcript is spliced from 5 exons.